CAAACCAUCUCACACCCUCGAGAGCCUCUACCAGUCGCUCAUAAAGUCUCCCAUCUCUUGCAAAUCCACGAUCAAGAUGGCAGCUUCGCCGAAUCCCGCCGGAUCUUUGGAGGAUCGCAUCUCCAAGCCUAAUGCUGCUACCGACGCCACGGCCCAGAGCAUAUCUGCUUGGGAAGCGGAUGCUGCUGCACCUGCCGAAGCAAAAGAUGACCAGAGCGGAGCCGCAGAUGCUCAGGUGGAUGGCGCGACCGAUGCUGCGGGAGGAUCAGCCCUCCACGAACCGCAGUAUGCCGUCGAGGUCAAGCUGAGUGAUCUCCAAGCCGAUGCGAACAGCCCCUUGUAUUCUAUCGGCUCUUUCGAGGAACUUGGAAUCAAUCCGCAGAUUCUGAAGGGCAUGUAUGCGAUGAACUUCAAGAAACCCUCUAAAAUCCAAGAGCGGGCUCUCCCUCUGCUGCUCAGCUCUCCUCCCACGAACAUGAUCGCACAGUCGCAAUCAGGAACCGGUAAGACUGCGGCUUUCGUCAUAACGAUCCUGUCGCGACUCGAUUAUACCAAGCCCAAGUCACCACAAGCUCUAUGCCUCGCUCCCAGCCGUGAGCUUGCGCGCCAGAUUGAAGGUGUUAUUAGGAGUAUUGGGCAGUUCGUUGAUGGGUUGACUAUUCAGGCCGCUGUUCCAGGCGCCGUAGAAAGGAAUGCGAAAGUUGAGUCGAUGGUGGUUGUUGGUACCCCGGGUACUGUGCUGGAUCUGAUCAAGAGAAGGCAAUUCGACACAUCGGAGAUGAAGGUCUUGUGCUUGGAUGAGGCAGAUAAUAUGUUAGACCAGCAGGGUCUCGGUGAGCAGUGCCUACGCGUCAAGAAUGCGUUGAGAAAUGUCGAGCAGAUUCUGCUCUUCUCUGCUACAUUCCCAGAUGCGGUUAUGCGAUACGCUCAGCAGUUUAGUCCUGGAGCCAAUGAAAUCAGACUGAAACGAGACGAGCUCACUGUCAGUGGAAUUAAGCAGAUGUACAUGGACUGUCCAUCCGAUGAAGGCAAAUACGAAACUCUUGCUCAGCUUUAUGGCUUGAUGACGAUCGGGUCGUCUAUUAUUUUUGUCAAGACCAAAGAAUCCGCAUCCAGGAUCGCUGCACGUCUGUCACAGGAUGGACACAAAGUCGUGGCGAUUCACGGAGGUUUUGAAGGCGCAGACCGAGACGGUAUCAUCGAGGACUUCCGUCAAGGUAGAGCCAAAGUUCUCAUCACAACCAACGUUCUCGCCCGAGGUAUCGAUGUUCAAUCCGUCUCCAUGGUGAUCAACUACGAUAUUCCCAUGAAGGGAGCCAGCGACUCACAGCCGGAUCCCGAGACCUACCUCCACAGAAUUGGUCGUACAGGUAGAUUCGGACGUGUUGGUGUUAGCAUCAGCUUUGUCUUCGACAGGAAGAGCUUCCAGGCUCUGAGUGAGAUCGCGAAACACUACAAUAUCGACUUGGUGAGACUCGACCAGAAUGAUUGGGACAAGACGGAGGAAAUAGUCAAGAACGUCAUCAAGUCAAGUCGUGCCGGCACAAAUCUCAAGGCAUGAGCGCAUCACAACAACUGGUUUUCUAUAAUCGAGAAGAAUUGCCAAAAGCGGGCGUUAACAUUGCUCUCAUAGAUUGCAUGGAGGGUGCGUCAUUUUGAGCGUAUUUGAGG
Messenger RNA from Amorphotheca resinae ATCC 22711, 1671 nucleotides. RefSeq lists its product as hypothetical. The record is from RefSeq and is a predicted model, not a curated record. Gene Ontology annotation, biological process: poly(A)+ mRNA export from nucleus. Gene Ontology annotation, cellular component: nucleus; cytoplasmic stress granule. Gene Ontology annotation, molecular function: ATP binding; RNA binding; RNA helicase activity. The transcript has 4 exons. Lineage: Eukaryota; Fungi; Ascomycota; Leotiomycetes; Helotiales; Amorphothecaceae. Bases 77 to 1561 code for a protein of 494 amino acids.